AUGUCUUACAACAAACCAGAGAAGGGCGAGUUCGGGGAAGGGCCCAAGACUCACCGCAUUCGUAUCACUCUUACCUCGUGCAAGGUUAAGUCUUUGGAGAAAGGUAUUUGGGCUUUUGGGGGAAGAAGAACAUUCAUCUUUCGAAUGAGUGUACACUGACUUUUCUCUUUUCCUCCCUGACUUGCAGUUACGGCGGACUUGAUCGAGCGUGCUAAAACAAAGAACCUUCGCGUUAAGGGCCCCGUCAGGCUCCCCACUAAGGUCCUCAAAGUCACCACGCGCAAGACGCCUUGUGGUGAGGGUUCCAAGACUUGGGAUUGCUUCGAGAUGAGGAUUCAUAAACGCUUGAUUGAGUAUGCUGCUAUCACCUACCUCCUUUAUUUAUUUGUUUAUUUAUUUUAUUUUUCUUUGACUUUUGGAGGGGAUUUUGGUGGAGCUAAUUGCUGGCGGGGAAUUAUAGCUUGAACGCGCCUACCGAAGUCGUCAAGCAGAUCAUCAUCAAUAUCGAGGCGGGUGUCGAGGUGGAAGUUACUAUUGCGGCUUGA
Molecule: messenger RNA, 545 nt
Organism: Tuber aestivum (summer truffle)
Lineage: Eukaryota; Fungi; Ascomycota; Pezizomycetes; Pezizales; Tuberaceae
Source: the annotation of a GenBank genome assembly